AUGUUAUUGAAUAAAGAUGAUUCAACAAAAUUUUCUGUCUUUUUAAACCUAUUUAGAGCAAGGGUUAAUUUACUUGAGAUAAAAAAAAGAAAUGAAAUUGCAAUUCAAAAAAAAAAAAUACAUUUUAUGUUAUUGAAUAAUGAAAUAGAGAAGGCACAUGAAAAUAUUUGUAUAAUGCUGAGAAAUGAUAUUAUACAUGAAGUAUGUAAAAAGUUAAUUACACAAUGUAAUGAUUUUAAUUCAAUUAUGUUUUUUAAAAAGAAAAGUGAUAGUAGCGAUGAAUUGAAAAAAUGUCUACGAAAUAUAUUAUAUUGUUCUAAUAAAUUGAAUAUAAGUAAUACGGAAAAUUUAAGAAAUAAUUUUAUUAAAAUAUUUGGUAAAAAAUAUAUAGAACUGAUUGAAACAGAUUUUAUUUUAAUUGACCAAAAUAUUAUUUCACUUAUUAAUAAAUAUAACUUUUCAUAUAAAGAAAUAGAAGAAGUAGAAAAUAUGCUUUUAAAUAAAAUGAAUAUACCAAUAAAUGUAAGGAGACAUUGUUUUUGUGAAACAUGUAAUCCUACACAAAAUGAUAACGUUCUUUGUGAUUUAAAUAAAAAUGAUAUACUUGAAAUUGUAAAUAAAUAUUCUCAAUGUGCUGAAUGUAUUUUUGAUAAUAAGAGAAAAGAAAUAUUUAAAAACAUUGAAAAACAACUAAUAUUAAAAUUAAAUAAAAAUCUUUUAAAAAAUUAA
Messenger RNA from Plasmodium relictum, 729 nucleotides. Its product is annotated as conserved Plasmodium protein, unknown function. NCBI's taxonomy places the organism in Eukaryota, Apicomplexa, Aconoidasida, Haemosporida, Plasmodiidae. The record is from RefSeq and is a predicted model, not a curated record. The coding region runs from base 1 to 729 and encodes 242 amino acids. The transcript has 3 exons.